AUCGCGCACUCAGGAUUUUUUCAUUAUUCACCAUGCGUGCUCUGCACUUGGACAGCGAUUUCCUCCGUGAUUACGUGUGGCGCGUCUCCCUGCGGGAAAGCUCCCCCGUGGAGAGGUCCUGAUGGGUUUGGGCCUUACUUGAAUUUCCCAGCUUAUUAUGUGUCUGCACUGCGCGCUAACGCAGUUCCUCAGCAGCCAGCUCCGCUUCCAGCAGCAGCAGCGGCGGCGGCAGCGGCACAAAGAGCUGGCUCUGCUGCCGAGCCAGCCAGCCGGACGGCGGUCAUGGCACCAAGCUGGUCCCGCUCGCCGGCCCCCCGUCGGUGAGCAUCCCCCGCACACUCGGACAGACAGCCCCGCUCUUUCUAUGUGUGCGACUAACGGAGGAAGAUCGGGACACUCUCCGGGCAGGAUAAACAAGGGGCGCCUCGUACCCUCUUUAGAUUUCUGGCUAAACAGUUUUAGCACCACCGCGAACAAAAAAAGUAGGAAGGAGACGUCACACGUAGUCCACUCCGAGAGGUUGAAGUUGCCGCAUUGCAACGGGCAGGAGGAGGGAGAGAGAGAGAGAGCACGGAGCAAAGAUUGAUGUUCGGAGCUCCAGUCCCUGCCCCGGACAGCAGCGCCCAGAGAACAGAUUCUUCCAGCGGAGUGAAGGACUGGACAUGUCCAGACGCAAACAGUCUAAGCCUCGGGCUGUUAAAGUUGAAGAAAGUGAAUCUUCAGAAUUUGACUUAAAUUGGGACUCAGCAACCACACGCACAGCAGGAGCCUCAGGAGGAGACCAGGAGUAUGAUACCAAGGACGGACAACUGUUGGAAGACAGACACAGCAUGACCAGUCAGGAAGAGAGAAACGAAGAUGAUGAAGACAUGGAAGAUGAAUCAAUUUACACCUGUGAUAAUUGUCAGCAGGACUUUGAUUCACUGGCUGACUUGACAGAACAUAGGGCACAUCGCUGUCCUGGAGAUGGUGACGAUGACCCACAAAUAUCAUGGGUAGCUUCAUCGCCCUCCAGUAAAGAUGUUGCAUCACCCUCCCAGAUGCUAGGAGAAGGCUGUGAUCUCGGUCUGGUGGAUGAAGAAGGAGGGACUGGUUUGCCCUACCCAUGCCAAUUUUGUGAUAAAUCAUUCAGCCGUUUGAGUUACCUUAAAAGGCAUGAGCAAAUCCACAGUGACAAACUUCCCUUCAAGUGUACAUUUUGUAGCCGCCUAUUCAAACAUAAACGAAGUCGUGACCGUCACAUCAAGCUUCACACUGGAGAUAAAAAGUACCACUGUCACGAGUGUGAAGCAGCUUUUUCUCGCAGUGAUCAUCUCAAAAUCCACUUGAAAACUCACAGCUCAAGUAAGCCAUUCAAGUGCACAAUUUGUAAACGUGGGUUCUCUUCCACAAGUUCAUUGCAGAGUCAUAUGCAGGCUCAUAAGAAGAACAAAGAUCAUAUUACAAAGCUUGAGAAGGAGAUGAAGAAAGAAGAUGUUGUUUGCGAUUAUUGUGAUGAGACAUUUAAUCAAGUUGAAGACUUGGAGAAACAUAUAGCAACAAAUCACCCACAGAUUUGUGAGAAAGCAGAGUUACAGUGCAUUCAUUGCCCUGAAGUAUUUGCAGAAGAAAAUGCAUUGAUAAGUCACAUUGACCUAGCUCAUGGGAAUAAGAAACAUAAAUGUCCUAUGUGCCCAGAACAGUUUCCUACAGUGGAAGAAGUCUAUUGCCACUUGGAUAGCCACAGACAACCAGAUUCUAGUAAUCAUAGUGUAAGUCCUGAUCCUGCUACAGGAAGUGCAGCUUCAAUGAGUAGCACGACCCCAGAUUCUAGUGCUUCAGUAGAACGAGGUUCCACGCCUGAUUCUACCCUAAAACCAUCCAGAAGUCACAGGAAACCUUCAGGAUCUUUGGAAAGAGAAGGAAGUCAAAACUCUUGGUCACCAAAAGUCACCUAUAGCUGCCCAUAUUGCUCUAAGCGUGAUUUCAGUAGCUUGGCUGUCCUAGAAAUUCAUUUAAAAACUAUUCACUCAGAUAAACCUCAGCAAGGUCACACAUGCCAAUACUGCCUUGAUUCACUUCCCACUUUAUAUAACUUAAACGAGCAUGUCCGGAAAGUCCACAAAAAUAAUAUUUUUCCAGUAAUGCAGUUCACCACUGCAUCAACGUUUCACUGCAAUUACUGCCCAGAAAUAUUUGCAGACCUAAGUAGUUUGCAGGAACACAUACGAAUUACACAUUGUGUUCCAAAUACUCUCUCUCAAGAUGGAAACCAUACCUUUUUCUGUUCCCAUUGUUCACUGGGAUUUCUUACAGAAUCUUCACUCUCAGACCACAUUCAACAAGCUCACUGCAAUGUAGGAAAUCCCAAGCUGGAGUCUCCCGCACUCCAAGCCACGCAGUCCUUCAUGGAAGUUUAUUCUUGUCCUUAUUGCACCAAUUCACCCAUUUUUGGCACCAUUCUUAAGCUCACAAAGCACAUCAAGGAAAACCAUAAGAACAUUCCACUAGCAGCAAACAGUGGCAGAAAAUCGAAGUCAGAACAAAGUCCUGUUUCUUCUGAUGCAGAAGUCUCUUCUCCGAAAAGACAGAGGUUGUCAGCAAGUGUACAAUCACUGUCAAAUGGGGAAUACCCAUGCAAUCAAUGUGAUCUCAAGUUCUCUUCUUUCGAAAGUUUCCAAAGCCAUCUGAAGUCACAUUUGGAAAUUCUUCUAAGGAAGCAAUCCUGUCCUCAGUGCAAAGAGGAUUUUGAUUCCCAGGAGACCCUGUUACAACACCUCACCAUACACUACAUGACAACUUCGACUCAUUAUGUCUGUGAGAGCUGUGAUAAGCAAUUUUCCUCAGUUGAUGACCUACAGAAGCACUUGUUGGAUAUGCAUACUUUUGUUCUAUACCAUUGCACGUUGUGCCAAGAAGUGUUUGAUUCCAAGGUCUCCAUCCAGGUGCAUUUGGCAGUGAAGCACAGUAACGAGAAGAAGAUGUAUCGCUGCACAGCCUGCAAUUGGGAUUUCCGAAAGGAAGCAGAUCUUCAACUUCACGUCAAGCAUAGCCAUUUAGGCAAUCCAGCAAAGGCCCGUAAAUGUAUAUUCUGUGGCGACACAUUCAGUACAGAAGUGGAACUGCAAUGCCAUAUUACAACACACAGCAAAAAGUAUAACUGUAAAUUUUGCAGUAAGGCCUUCCAUGCCAUUAUUUUGCUAGAAAAGCACUUAAGGGAGAAGCACUGUGUGUUCGACAACAGCAGCCAAAAUGGUACAACAAAUGGCAUUGUAUCAUGUAACAAAAGAGUGGAGACUGAUCUUCAGAACAUACUGAUGAAAAGCCAGGAAGCUCUAAACAGUCACGAAGCUAGCGAAGAUGAUAUUGAUGCUUCGGAACCAAUGUACGGCUGUGAUAUCUGUGGUGCAGCAUACACUAUGGAGGCCCUUCUGCAGAAUCACAGGUUGAGAGAUCACAAUAUUCAACCUGGAGAAGAUGAUUGUUCACGGAAAAAGGCUGAAUUCAUCAAGGGGAGCCACAAAUGCAACAUCUGUGCUCGGACGUUUUUCUCGGAGAGUGGCCUCCGAGAGCAUAUGCAGACUCAUCGUGGACCUGCUAAACACUACAUGUGUCCUAUUUGUGGUGAGAGGUUCCCUUCCCUUCUAACACUGACUGAGCACAAGGUCACACAUAGCAAAAGUCUGGAUACGGGAACUUGCAGGAUCUGCAAAAUGCCAUUGCAGAGUGAAGAGGAAUUCAUCGAGCACUGUCAGAUGCAUCCAGAUCUGAGAAACUCUCUCACAGGGUUCCGUUGUGUAGUUUGCAUGCAGACAGUCACCUCUACUCUUGAGCUGAAAAUUCAUGGAACAUUCCACAUGCAAAAAUUGUCUGGAAACUCUGCAUCAUCAUCUCCAAAUAAUCAGAGUCAUCAGAGACUCUACAAGUGUGCUUUAUGCCUGAAAGAAUUUAGGAGCAAACAGGACUUGGUGAAACUUGACAUCAAUGGUUUGCCCUAUGGCUUAUGUGCAGGUUGCAUGAACAGAGGUACCAAUGGUCAAUCUUCAAAUGUAACUCAACAGGAAAACAAUGAACGAACCAGUGUCAGUCUUCGGUGUCCUGAUUGUUCAGUUAAAUUUGAAACCGUCGAGGAUCUGGAGAGUCAUAUCCAGAUAGACCAUAGAGAAAUGACACCAGAAACAAGUAGCCAGAAAAAGUCAUCACAGGCAUCACCUGCUCCAAGGAAGAAGACCUACCAGUGUAUCAAGUGCCAGAUGACUUUUGAGACUGAACGGGAAAUACAGAUCCAUGUUGCAAAUCAUAUGAUUGAGGAAGGCAUCAAUCAUGAGUGCAAACUGUGUAACCAGAUGUUUGACUCACCAGCAAAGCUCCUGUGUCACCUGAUUGAACACAGCUUUGAAGGGAUGGGAGGUACUUUUAAAUGCCCCGUUUGUUUUACAGUCUUCGUGCAGGCAAACAAACUGCAGCAGCACAUCUUCGCAGUACAUGGGCAAGAAGAUAAGAUUUACGACUGUUCGCAAUGCCCACAGAAAUUCUUCUUUCAAACUGAACUUCAGAACCACAUGAUGAGUCAGCACGCACAGUAAGGUGUCAGCACUGCGAGACAUAUUCUCUGCAGAAGACUCGACAGAGACACAGUGGGAGAGAACUUUUGAACAUUACAUCCAAUCAAAGUGUCAUUUGAAACCCAGAUGUAAAACUAAUGAUUUGGCCAUGAGGCACUGCUAUUAUAAGCAGUUUGAAAUGAAUAUUAAUGUAACAGAUUAAAAGUAUUCUAUGCUCAGUAUUUUUCUGUCCUGCUUUUAACUAGUGAGUUCACAGCUUUUGCUUCUAAUCAGAGUUAUAGUGUGUUAGAAACAUCAGCUUUGUUGCUGUUGUCCUUUGUUGCUUAACGUAGUAAGCUAAUAGAUGUCAAGAUAACUAGAUGUAUUUUGUUAAUACUUGCUUUUAAAUGCAGAAUUAGCCAGAUGUGAUAACUGUGAUGCGCUAGCUUGCCAUUGUCAGAAUUUUUUUUCUUUUUGUCGAAGAAUGAUGUUUUAAUUGAAUUGACCGAUUCACAGUACAAUGAAAGACUAUGUAAAGAAAAACAAUGAUUACAGUGCAACUGGAUGGUGUUUGCUUAUAAAAUGUGAUUUACCUGAUUGCAAUAACUAGGGCAGUAUAAUAAAGGGAAACCACGCACUUGA
Messenger RNA from Rhincodon typus (whale shark), 5165 nucleotides. It is a transcript of the gene znf423, whose product is annotated as zinc finger protein 423. The coding region runs from base 663 to 4565 and encodes 1300 amino acids. Lineage: Eukaryota; Metazoa; Chordata; Chondrichthyes; Orectolobiformes; Rhincodontidae. Gene Ontology annotation, molecular function: RNA polymerase II transcription regulatory region sequence-specific DNA binding; DNA-binding transcription factor activity, RNA polymerase II-specific. The transcript is spliced from 9 exons. The record is from RefSeq and is a predicted model, not a curated record. Gene Ontology annotation, cellular component: nucleus. Gene Ontology annotation, biological process: regulation of transcription by RNA polymerase II.